This is a messenger RNA of Sapajus apella (tufted capuchin), 4867 nucleotides long. RefSeq names its product NADPH oxidase 4 (gene NOX4). The record is from RefSeq and is a predicted model, not a curated record. Gene Ontology annotation, molecular function: superoxide-generating NAD(P)H oxidase activity. Gene Ontology annotation, cellular component: NADPH oxidase complex; plasma membrane. NCBI's taxonomy places the organism in Eukaryota, Metazoa, Chordata, Mammalia, Primates, Cebidae. Gene Ontology annotation, biological process: superoxide anion generation; defense response. The transcript is spliced from 17 exons. Bases 993 to 2849 code for a protein of 618 amino acids.
UGGUUUUGACUUUCUCCUGAAUCUCUAUGAUGUUUGUUUCUGUCUAUAUUCUGAAUUCUAUUUCUGACAUCUUAGUCAUUUCAGCAUAGUUAUUGCCUUGGACCUGGUGUGGUCAUUUGGAGGUGAGAAGACACUCUAGAUUUUUGAGUUGCCAGGUUCCUUCUCAUCUGUAUGGACUGAUGUUCCCUAAGUCUUUGGAGUUAUUGUUCUUCAGGUGACUUUUUUUUUUUUUUUAAUUUUCUUUGAUGCUUUUACAGUUUUGGUUCUGGUUUAAGGUAGGUUCAAUAGACCGAAUUUAUUUCUGGAAGGUUUUAGGGGGCCAAGUAUUAGCUCAGCACUCCUGGACUGCAUGUUUAAGUCUAGGGUGUUAUACCAGGACCUCAGCUUUGGUCUCUGGCCCUUUGAGGUUUAGAAUCUGAUUUGUUGGGAGGCUGAGGUAUCCCAUUCUUCUGGCCACAACUCUACAAUGCUGGUGCUGGCAGGGUUCACUCCUGUUGGAGUGGGGCUUGGGUGGGGCACCGGUGGCAGUGAGCCUGCAGUGGUUCUGUGUAUGCUCAUGCCUAUGGUAGCGGCAGUGUGGCUGGUGUAGGGGGGUGGCAGAGGCAGAGGCAGGGUUGCCAGCAUCCAUGUAUGCAUUUGUGCUGGUGGUGGCAGUGUAGCAGGGUGGCUCCUCUGUCAGUGGGGGUUGGACAAUGAACUCUACUUGCACCAGCUGUGGUGGCACAGUGGGGUGCAUGUACACACAUGUACUGGCUGAGUAAGGGAGGAAGGUCUGCCUACAUGGGGAGACAGAGACUGUAGUGGGGCAAGGCUGCAGAUUGGCUAGUGGGCAUUGUCAGGGGCUGGUCUACUGGAACUUUCCAACAAUCAGGCAUGGUCUUCCAGUGAAGGAGCUAUGAUGAUAACCCCAGGGAAGCAACUUGGUUGGGCAUCAGAGUGUUUCAAGCAGGUACAGCCAGGCUGGGGCCCCAGGAGAGGCCAGCAGACAUAGGAUGUGCACUUUGGACUGGUCCCAUCCCAUUUGCAACACCACAGUGCUCUUUUCAGGCCUGACAGUUUCUCAAAGGUUGAAGUCUCUUAGAGAAGCAUGGAGAGUGUGGGGGAAUGGGCACCCUGGCCAUGCUUUACUGCAGCUGUUCUUCUGCCAAAUGCCUGGGCUCUACACAGGAUGGAAUCCUGUUUCUUCUACCUCUCUGAACAACUCUGUCAGCUCAAGUGUCUGUGGGAGUCAUGGGCUCUCUUGCUGCCAGGAUUUUUGGAGGUUCCUGCUAGGAUUGUGUCUAAGCAGAGCCUCCGCAUCUGUUCUUAACCUCAACUGCAGCCUUAUCCUUUUACCCAUGUGCCGAACGCUCUUGGCUUACCUCCGGGGGUCACAGAAGGUUCCAAGCAGGAGAACCAGGAGAUUGUUGGAUAAAAGCAGAACAUUCCAUAUUACCUGUGGUGUUACUAUCUGUAUUUUCUCAGGCGUGCACGUGGCUGCCCAUCUGGUGAAUGCCCUCAGUUUCUCAGUGAAUUACAGUGAAGAUUUUGUUGAACUGAAUGCAGCAAGAUACCGAGAUGAGGAUCCUAGAAAACUUCUCUUCACAACUGUUCCUGGCCUGACAGGGGUCUGCAUGGUAGUGGUGCUGUUCCUCAUGAUCACAGCUUCUACUUAUGCAAUAAGAGUUUCUAACUAUGAUAUCUUCUGGUAUACUCAUAACCUCUUCUUUGUCUUCUACAUGCUGCUGAUGUUGCAUGUUUCAGGAGGACUGCUGAAGUAUCAAACUAAUUUAGAUACCCACCCUCCCGGCUGCAUCAAUCUUAACCGAACCAGCUCUCAGAAUAUUUCCUUACCAGAGUAUUUCUCAGAACAUUUUCAUGAACCUUUCCCUGAAGGAUUUUCAAAAUCAGAAGAGUUCGCUCAGAACACAUUUGUGAAGAUUUGUGUGGAAGAGCCCAGAUUCCAAGCUAAUUUUCCACAGACUUGGCUUUGGAUUUCUGGACCUUUGUGCCUGUACUGUGCUGAAAGGCUUUACAGGUAUAUCCGGAGCAAUAAGCCAGUCACCAUCAUUUCCGUCAUAAGUCAUCCCUCAGAUGUCAUGGAAAUCCGAAUGGUCAAAGAAAAUUUUAAAGCAAGACCUGGCCAGUAUAUUAUUCUACAUUGUCCCAGUGUAUCUGCAUUAGAAAAUCAUCCAUUUACCCUCACAAUGUGUCCUACUGAAACCAAAGCAACAUUUGGGGUUCAUCUUAAAAUAGUAGGAGACUGGACAGAACGAUUUCGAGAUUUACUACUGCCUCCAUCUAGUCAAGACUCUGAAAUUCUGCCCUUCAUUCAAUCUAGAAAUUAUCCCAAGCUGUAUAUUGAUGGUCCUUUUGGAAGUCCAUUUGAGGAAUCACUGAACUAUGAGGUCAGCCUGUGCGUGGCUGGAGGCAUCGGAGUAACUCCAUUUGCAUCAAUACUUAACACCCUGCUGGAUGACUGGAAACCAUACAAGCUUAGACGACUAUACUUUAUCUGGGUAUGCCGAGAUAUCCAGUCCUUCUGUUGGUUUGCAGACUUACUCUGUGUGUUGCAUAACAAGUUUUGGCAAGAGAACAGACCUGACUAUGUCAACAUCCAGCUGUACCUCAGUCGAACAGAUGGGAUACAGAGAAUUGGAGAAAAAUAUCACAUACUGAAUUCAAGACUUUUUAUUGGACGUCCUCGGUGGAAACUUCUGUUUGAUGAAAUAGCAAAAUGUAACAGAGGGAAAACAGUUGGUGUUUUCUGUUGUGGGCCCAAUUCACUAUCUAAGACUCUUCAUAAGCUGAGUAACCAGAACAACUCAUAUGGGACAAGAUUUGAAUACAAUAAAGAGUCUUUCAGCUGAAAAUCCUUGCCAUGAAGCAGGACUUUAAGGAAGGAAUGAGUGCAAUUUCUAAGACUUUGAAACUCAGUGGAAUCAAACAGCUGUGUUAUGCCAAAGAGUAGCAAGGUUUUCUUAUUUAUGAUUAUUUAAAAUGGAAGUGUGAGAAUGUGGCAAGAUGAGUGGUCACAUUACAUGUUUAAUCUGGAAACCAAAGAGACCCUGAAGAAUAUUUGAUGUGAUGAUUCACUUCUCAGUUCUCCAAUUAAAGGAAAACUAUUAGAUGCACACUGUUGAUUUUUAUGGUGGAUUUAAGAACUCCCUAGUGAGGAGCUGAACUUGCUCAAUCUAAGGCUGAUCAUCUUGUUCCUCUUUAUAUUGUUUUUGGUUGAACAAAUGCAAGAUUGAACAAAAUUAAAAAUUCGUUGAAGCUCAAAUUCCAUUUUCUAUGUUGUAUAUAAACAGAGUAGCUUUAAUUUGCAAGCACUCCAGGCAAAUAUAUUAGAUGUUUGAAAACACAGCACAAGACUCUGUACUGAUACGGGUACUUUGUGUCAAUAUCUAAUUGUCUCUACUAUUUAUGCUAAUACCUCUAUUUGAUAUCUGUAGACUAUAUGCUAACUGAACCUUCCUCAAAUGUUGUUAUAGUAUCCAAUUAUAUAUAUUUUUUUCUUUUUAUUCCUCUCUCUAGGGAAAUAUGCCUUCCCUUAGCAUGCAUUAGACAUAAUGAUUUAAUAAGUCCUUUUCAUCUUUAAUUUAUUUAAUCUAUCACUAUUGCAUGGAAAGGAAAAUAUCCCUAUUAUAAAUUAUAAAGACAUAUAUAUACUGAGUUUUUCCUUUUUCAGCAUUUUUGUCUUCAUUAUUAUUAUUUCAUUUUUUUCACAGGUACAAUUUGUCUUAGGCUGUAGCCUCUUAGGAUACUUAGUUAAUUUGCACUUUGAGACCAAAGGACAUUAUGUCUGUCGGUAGGCACUGAAUAUAAGAUUUAUCUCCUUUGUCAUACAUUGGUUUAUGAUGGAGAUAUUGAAAGUAUAGUCAUAUUCCUGAACAGUAAAACCUGUAUUUUACCUUCUACAUAAAAGGAAAUACAGUAUUCUUAUUCAAAUUUAAGUUUAUAAUCCAGAAUAUUAUUGUUGCACUUUUUGGUAUCCUGAGCUUCCAUAGGGAACUAUUGGGUUUAAAGUCACUGUUGGAACUACACUGUGUGAUCUUAUCAUUUUCUGUUCCCUGUCUAUCAUAUUCUUGGCUCAGAACAAUAUUCCCCAUUACUAUCUUAAGAAUUAAGGGAUUCGUAUGAUUUAGUGAUUUUGUUUGGGAGUCAACCAUCAAUUUCUAUCAAAUAUAACACAUUGCUGAAAUCAGCAGUGUGACUUGCCUUGCCAUUGUUAAAUUGUUACAUAAAAUAUAACAUGGUAGAUGCAACUGUCAUUUUUUGCUAUAAUUCAUCAAUAGCAAUCAAGCAUGCUAACCCAUAUUGAAUGAUAUUUACUUGUUGGUAUUUCUUCCUCUCCUUGGAGUUCUCAUUUCUUUGGAAAGAAGAUGAAUCCACAAAAGUGAUGGGAAAUGUGCAAUGUUCAUGCAGAUUUAGCUCUGAAGGCAUAUUUAAUAAUAAGUACGUCUUGACAACAUUUUCUAGAUUAAAAAGAAUUUUCAUGAAAAUGUAUAACAGAAAGAACUAGUAGAAAGAAACUUUGAGUUAGUCCAGGCUUAAUGUCCAAUACUGACUCUAUACUGAUCAUACUUUAUGUGAUUACAUUAAUGUAUCUAAUUUCAAUAAAACAGGUAGAAGAUUUUUCAAAAGAAAGAUGAUGUUUCAAAGCCAGUCUGCUGUUCUAGAUGAACCUCCUGGCUUACUUAAGUUCCAGUAGGUGUUCAAAUGUUAAAUGUUAACAUAGGUCGUUUUUGCUUCUACAGCGCUUCCUUCAUCUUGCAUGUUUAAGAGAAAUUUGUUUUAUUUUGAGGAAUUAUUUCUCUGGGGACAGUUCUUAAAAUAUAAGCCUUAAAGUCACUGAUUUUAUUAGCAAUAAAUGUUAAAAUUGAAA